Molecule: messenger RNA, 1976 nt
Organism: Hyposmocoma kahamanoa
Lineage: Eukaryota; Metazoa; Arthropoda; Insecta; Lepidoptera; Cosmopterigidae
Gene: CSN1b
Product: COP9 signalosome complex subunit 1
Exons: 4
Coding region: 131-1573 (480 amino acids)
Cellular component (GO): COP9 signalosome
Source: RefSeq, a predicted model, not a curated record
ACACUGUCUAUUCCUCCAUGUCAAAAGAAAAAUGCCGCUGCCAAGAAGAAUCGUAAUGAUAAAGGUUGGUUUUCUUCGUUGACAGUAGAAUACGAAUAAUUUCUCAUACAAGCUAACAAUACGCUGAAAAAUGUUCGAAAUGAACACCGCGGAACCUAUGCAAGUGGACGUUCCACUGGAAGACAAUGAAAAUAAUGAGACGGAAUGUUUCGUCGUUGAGAACCCUACGCUCGAUUUGGAGACUUACGCCUCGUCUUACACCGGAUUUGCCAAGCUAUACAGAUUGAUGUUUGUAGCAGACCAUUGUCCCUCCUUGAGGUUGGAGGCCCUUAAAAUGGCAAUUUCCUACGUCAUGACAACUUACAAUGUGAGUCUCUACCAAACACUCCACAAAAAGUUGGCUGAAGCAAUAGCAACUUCUGGACUACCUGAUGUGGCAGUUCUACAAGACACACCUGUGCUUGACACCAUGUGGGUAGAAUCAAAAACAAAAAAAGCUGCUAUAAAGUUGGAAAAAUUAGACACAGACUUGAAAAACUACAAAACAAAUUCAAUAAAAGAAAGCAUUCGACGAGGACAUGACGAUCUUGGUGAUCACUACCUGGAUUGUGGAGAUCUCACCAGUGCACUUAAGUGUUACUCUAGAGCCCGUGAUUACUGCACAAGUGGGAAGCACAUUAUCAUGAUGUGCCUCAAUGUAGUUAAAGUGUCAGUUUACUUGCAAAAUUGGGCUCAUGUCCUUAAUUAUGUAUCCAAAGCAGAAGGGACACCUGAUUUCAAUGAAGUGCCUGGAAAGGAUUCAAAUCAGUCAGUGUUGACUCGCUUAAAAUGUGCUGCAGGCCUUGCUGAGCUAGCCACAAAGAAAUACAAAUCUGCUGCGAAGCACUUUCUAGCGGCUAGCAUUGACCACUGUGACUACCCUGAACUGCUAAGCAGCAAUAAUGUUGCAGUCUAUGGAGGAUUGUGUGCCCUUGCCACCUUUGACCGCUCUGAACUACAGAAGCAAGUCAUAGUUAGCAGUUCUUUUAAAUUAUUUCUAGAACUAGAGCCACAAUUACGAGACAUAAUUUUUAAAUUUUAUGAAUCUAAGUACGCUUCCUGCUUAAGGUUACUGGAUGAAAUAAGAGACAAUCUACUACUAGAUAUGUAUUUAGCGCCACACUUAAAUUCACUGUACAUGCAAAUUCGCAACAGAGCACUGAUCCAGUACUUUAGCCCAUACCUAUCUGCUGACAUGCGUCUAAUGGCUGCUGCCUUCAACCGCACAGUCAAUGCUCUUGAAGAUGAACUUAUGCAACUAAUACUAGAUGGGCAAAUCCAGGCUCGCAUUGAUUCUCACAACAAAAUUCUUUAUGCAAAAGAUGUGGAUCAGAGAAGUACCACAUUUGAAAGAAGUCUGGCAAUGGGAAAGGAAUACCAGCGGCGGACGUCUAUGCUCAUUCUGCGUGCUGCCAUGCUCAAGAACCAGAUUCAUGUUAAGAAUAUUGGACGUGAGGCAGGACCACAGAGCGGCGAAGCGCCUGGCUCCAGUACGAGCCUCACACCGCGUACCUUCGAUACAGUGCCCUUGUGAUGAAUUUACUCAUAAGAUAGUCAACUUUGCACUUUCACAUGACAAUGUAAAUGAUAAUCUACUCAAAGUACAUCCCUAUAAUUUUGUGUCGAACAAUUAUUGCCACACAUUUUUUCUUUCACUUCUUUUCUACAAUAGUUGUACAUUUAUAUUAUCAUGUGAAAAGGACCUUUAUUUUUAAAACAACUUGUUUUGUGUAGCAAGUAAUAUCUGCUUUUAUUUUUGUUUAUUGAGAAUGCAGGAAUAGACCGCGUGAAUUCAGCGAUUUGCACAAUCUGCUGAUAUUGUUUUAAGGAAAAUGUUUUAUCAGCAAUCACAAAACUUGAACAGCUGGUGCGAGCAUAUUUCUCAACAUUGUUUAUACUGAAUUAUCUAUGUAACCACAAUAUUAUGUCUACGUAAU